AUGCGGGGUAUGCAAUUGAUUCGGCCCGGGUCGUUGGCUAAGUCUUCGAAUAUAAUAACUUCGGCGGCAAAAAACGCAUCAUGCAGCCGCGGCUGGCUACGUCUGGUUGUCCAAACCAUAUUCGCCACCAUCACAGUAGCGAGUUUCAUCCUCAUUCUCAUCAUGGCUGUGCCGUUCCACCCGCCUCUGAACCCUUCAAACCGUCCACCACGGUGCCAGGAGAAUGAUGACUGCAGGAUCACGUGCAGAGAGACACCACUGUUUGGAGAAAGUGACCACUGGGACCCUACAAACGUUACAGGCGUAACCACGUUCCAGAGAUUGAAAUCCGUCGAUUUUUCCUACAACUCUUUUCACAACGUUUUAGGACGCACCAGUUUUACAGGACUUACUAAGUGCAAAGUUUUGUUUCUUAAUUCUUGUGGUAUAACUGCAAUUGGUGCGGGAGCAUUUGAUAACUUGCACAGUUUACAAAUGUUAUAUUUGCAAGACAACAAUCUUGUGAUGAUACCACCGGGUUUGUUCGACAAUAUCAUAAUGCUUACGUCUCCUACAGCCAGAAUUAAUCUACACAACAAUAAGUGGCAUUGUGAUUGUUCGAUGCGGGAUAUCCGACGAUUAGCAAAUACGAAUGUAUUGGUCACUGAGCCAGUAUGUUCCAGCCCAGAAUUCUUUAAAGAUAGAACGUUCAGCGAACUUGAUGAAAAUUGCUCCCAGGGGGAUAAUAAUUAUGAAAAUAAUACUGGUGGUGUUAUUGGUACUGUAGAUAGUGCCAGAUCGUAUUGGGAUGACCUGGACGAUAUAAAUGGUUUUGUGUACGUCAGCAAUACUUGUUUGAAUGGAAUGAGAUAUAAUAGCACAAACGCAACUUUGAGGAUGUUUUCUCCAGUGGUAGGUCACAGCUGCCCUUUUAAUGAGUUCCAGAAUCUAAAAGAUAUUGUCUCAUUUGCAUCCAGUCCCAUCAACCAAAUUCUGCCCAAAGAUAGUUGGAUACAUUUAACAUAUUUUCUGACCACUGAUUGCUAUUCCAUGGUAGAAAUAACUGCUAUAGAUUCAGAGGAAUACGGUCUUGUUUGGUAUCAGACAACGUGUCCAUACGAAGUGUACUGCGUUAGUGAUGUCCCUUCUGUUUUCAGGAUUUACAACGUAGACCCAAACGCUCAAUAUGUUUUUUGUCCCAUACUUCUAACCACGGGUGUAGUGGAACGUAAAAAUUGCGUCAUUUACAGCAAUGCAACGUUUGACUACGAAGAUGCUUACAACAAACUUCAUAUAGUUCUUUACAUUGUAACUGGAGCAGUGAGUGUCAUUUUUGGAGCUCUUUGCGUCUAUGCUGUUAUUCUCAAACAUCCUCACCUUCUCAAAGGUAGCAAAAGAAUUCUAUUUGUGAAACACAAAACUGUUGAUGCUCUAGUUUUGCCUCCAAAAGUGCCCCUGAGGAGUGAUUUGAUGGGUCAGUCGACACCAGUUUGUGACGAAAAGAAGAUCUUUAUAAUGCCUUCAAAUUCUAUUCCACCUCCAAGAUUUAACAGAAACGUAUCAUACAGAAGUAGCAGUACGCCUAGUUACAUUUCUGCUUUACAGCCUACUGAGGAUCAGCUAGCAGAAUGGCGUAUCAGGCAUCACUUUGAUAACAAUGACCUGUCUUUCUCCACAUCUCCGUCAGAACUGUCAACUCUCUCAUGGGUGUCAAGCAGCGAUGGAACAUACCACUCUAUCGAACUUGAUAACUACAGAAUUUAUGAGAGCUUGAAGUAGUUGAUUUAUUUCAAUAGCUGCUACAGGAAACCUUUUCCAUUUAUCACCUCACAUGCCAGGUGUAAUUUAUCAUAUGAGUCGUUUAGUUAUUCCAUUUUAUGUCCAUUAGCGUUCAUUUCCUAUGAGCUAAUGUCUAACCGUGAAAUGUGAGGUGGAAAUUAGCAAGGCGUUAUAUGAAAUCUAGCUGCUUUUAGCACAACGAUUAAUACAGGAGUUUUACUUUGUGUAGCAAAGUAUUAUUUUUAUUAUAUUUCUGAAAUGGCAAAAUCACUUCAAAAUGUGUUUUUGAAGUAUUUUUUUUGCAGUAACUAAUGAUGACUUCUUCGAAUUACACCUGCUUUAAACAGUUAACUGUGUCUAACAUUGUAAACAAAAGUGAAUCACCGUUGACUGCACACAGCUCUAAUAUAUUGUAACUGGUUGCAUAACAUGAAAUAGUACUCCCCGGAACAAAACAUUGUCUUUGGCUCACCUUUCGGGUUCGGGGAACAACUAAAAUGUAGUCACCCUGUAUCGGGUAGCCGUCAAUGUCUGUCCUCGCUUGAAUCAAUCUGCUACAGCUGUUUGUGACGUCACCUGCGCCGGCGCACAACCAUUGUCUUACUCAUUGGACGAUUGUUCUAUUCCUAGACAGUUUUAAAAUCGACUGUAGGCUUAGAGAAAAUUAAUAAUCAUAAAUCAGCUGUCGACCUUCUUUUUAGUGUUGUUUGAAAGUGAUAGUCAAAUGUUUUGACAUCACUAAAUGACGCGAAAAUUUAAUAAUUUGAGAUUGAUUAAAAAUAUUUAUUAAUGGUUUAUUAUUGUAAUGUAGAUUUAGGUUUAGUAUGUAAGUAAUUUUAAUAAUAUUUAUCAGCAAACUACUAUCUGAAAAUAAAGUAAUAUGUGAUAUUAA
Helicoverpa zea (corn earworm) is the source of this 2650-nucleotide messenger RNA. RefSeq lists its product as uncharacterized. Gene Ontology annotation, molecular function: protein binding. NCBI's taxonomy places the organism in Eukaryota, Metazoa, Arthropoda, Insecta, Lepidoptera, Noctuidae. Gene Ontology annotation, cellular component: extracellular matrix. The record is from RefSeq and is a predicted model, not a curated record. The coding region runs from base 1 to 1758 and encodes 585 amino acids. The transcript is spliced from 3 exons.